AUGUUGAGAAUCUUGAAAAUCUCCUCCCCAAUCACCAUUGCUGUCCAAAGCUCUCAAAGCCUUUAUAGAUCGGAUGGAGUAACACCGUUCAAUCCAACUGACACUGAGAUGUAUUUGUGGAGUGGAAGCGGUGUUCUUCAUGAUAUGCUUCUUAGUGGCAUUGGGAAAGACGGAACGGGUACUCGCUAUUUCGAAACACAGAAUAGCCAUGAGAUAGAAAGUGGCAUUCGGCAUUACGCAGUUUUGAGUUGGGCUUAUGUUUUCAUUUUGAGUUGUUGGGCUCUGAACCACUUGUAUGCCUAA
Messenger RNA from Microthlaspi erraticum, 303 nucleotides. The record is from the annotation of a GenBank genome assembly. NCBI's taxonomy places the organism in Eukaryota, Viridiplantae, Streptophyta, Magnoliopsida, Brassicales, Brassicaceae.